UCCCGCCGCAGCCGCAGUGGCCGGCGCCGCAGCGAGGAGCCAUGGGCAACAUCUCCUCCAACAUCUCGGCCUUCCAGUCUCUGCACAUCGUCAUGCUGGGCUUGGACUCGGCCGGCAAGACUACGGUGCUCUACCGGCUCAAGUUCAACGAGUUCGUGAACACCGUGCCCACCAUCGGCUUCAACACGGAGAAGAUCAAGCUGAGCAACGGCACGGCCAAGGGCAUCAGCUGCCACUUCUGGGACGUGGGCGGCCAGGAGAAGCUUCGGCCGCUGUGGAAGUCCUACAGCCGCUGCACGGACGGCAUCAUCUACGUGGUGGACUCGGUGGACGUGGACCGGCUGGAGGAGGCCAAGACGGAGCUGCACAAGGUGACCAAGUUCGCCGAGAACCAGGGCACGCCGCUGCUGGUCAUCGCCAACAAGCAGGACCUGCCCAAAUCGCUGCCCGUGGCGGAGAUCGAGAAGCAGCUGGCGUUGCACGAGCUCAUCCCGGCCACCACCUACCACGUCCAGCCGGCGUGCGCCAUCAUCGGCGAGGGCCUCACCGAGGGCAUGGACAAGCUCUACGAGAUGAUCCUGAAACGCAGGAAGUCCCUCAAGCAGAAGAAGAAGCGGUAAUGCGCCGGACGGCGACGUUCCGGAGCUAGGCGCGGGGAGCGAGCGAGUCCGGAAUGAAUGAAUGAAAGGCUGGGUGGCCCGCGCGCCCGCGAACAAAGACAGCGAACCAAAGCGACGCUUCGAAUUUUUAAAGCGGAGUCUCUGCACCCACAUGCAGGACUGGUGACUUAACCUGGGUAUGUAGGCAAGCUGGCCAGCCUGCGCUCGACCUGCCCUCCACCCCCAGCUCAGGGGUCCUUUUGUCUGAACGCCGGAGCUACUCAGGGGGUGGGGGACCCGGCUGGGGAGUGGACGUGCAGGUCCCACCAUCCGCCCUGCUGGCCCAGGUUGGAAGGCUCAGAUAUCAGAGACAAAAGCGAUUUCCUCCUACUCCAGCGGGGCCAGAAGUUCAGGCUUCCCCGCCCUCACUGGGGAUCGCACCUGUGAGCUACCUGAGGUAUGCGGUUCCCAGAACCCCGGGAGUUCCCAUCUGGGGGCACGGUGGCAGUGGGAGGUGCUGGGGGGAUAGCCUCUCCUUGGGCUGUGAAAGCUGGAUAAUUUUGUGUCACAGGGCAGGCCCCUGUGAAAAUCCAUUUGCCCUGCUCUGGGCCCAAACGAGGUGGUGGUUUGGGCCAUCAGAGGACUCCGUGGAACAGUACCGCAGCCGGAAGGCGCGGGGCGCUGCGCUGGCCUGGGCUGGGGGAUGGCCGCGAAGAACGCCCCUUUCCUGGUGCUUUGUGGUAGCUUCAGAAGACCAGUUUUGUUGAGAACUGCUUUUCAGCCUGGAAUCAGACAUCUUCCAGAUGGUUUGGACCCUGUCCAUGUGUAGGUCAUUAUCACACAAAGAGACCAAUAAAAAAAAAUUAAAACCCAGAAACUGUUGGAGGUGGUGGCAAAUGAUGCAUUUACUCUUUGCAGAAUAGUUAAAGGUGUUUAAAGGGUAAGACUCCUGACGUCAAUGCUGGAUGGGGUGUGUGUAGAUACAGUGCUAUGUAAUCGGCAUACAUUUCUAGACCCAUAUGUGUGGAAUCUUCAAUAUAUAUUUUUUUUAGCCUGCUGAUUGGUUUGUGUGAACACACCAGCUGCAGAUGCGUGCUGAAUGACAAGCGGGUUUUGGCACCGGACGUCUCUUGUAUUCCUAACCGCUUGAUGAUGGGUUAUGGUUUUCAGACAUUUUUUUUUUUUUCCUUAAAAAAAAUCUGCUACGAAUGAAUGAAUACUCCCCAUAGAAAUGCUCAAUUUAGGGGAAAAAGAAGACUUUGCCCUUUUAGAUCCCUUUAAGCUGCAAGUGGCGAUAUGUUCAAAUUUCUCAUUUGGUUCAUUGUGGCCUAUCUGCUUUAAGUAUUUUCAUUGCAAAUGUCUCCUUAGAGUAUUUGAUGUUACACACCAACAGACAAAAGUCCACCUUGUUGCAAAAGCCGACCUCAUUGCAUGGAUUUCAAGGCGAGGGAAAAGCACAAGGAGGUCCUUCCUGAUCCUUGCUUGUGGAAACUGGUUGCAGAGCAAAUGCAGACGCGGUGAGCGCUGGGGAUGAAAGAAAGCGUGUGACGUAAUGGUCACCUGUCCUCAGGCUCCUCACAGUUUACUUGAAAGAGGCUUUGGAAAUAAAGUGAAAGAAGAAGAAAUACCUAUUUUUAAUAAUGUAAUUUAAAAAAUCCUUUAUAAUCAGGACUGAGUCUUGGUUUGCAGAAGCUGUCAUUCUCCCCCAAACACAGUAUCAAAAGGGAAACUUACACUUACUGUGUGAUUUUGAUUUCUUCUUUAAACCCAUGUUUACAGAUAGGAUUAUGUCUGUCCGUCCCCCACCCCGGUCCACGAACAAUGAUAAAUUUCUUGUGUGAAGGAGGCCUGUAGAAAUUGGGCAUGGUCAUGCGUGAGCAUGUGAGUUAGUCAAAUUAUAAAUCCAUGCCUAUAAAUAAAUCCCUGCACUCAAAGUGAAUUUAAGAACCAGAGGUAGUAGUCCUGGCUUCCUGCUUGAUCCAGUUCCCCUAUGAAAUAUUUUAAAAGAGGAUACCUAGCAGUCCAUCCUUCUUUUCUCUUUUGUCAGUGUAUUUGGUACCCCUCCAACGCUGGUCUUUUUGUAGAAACUCAGUAGAGAAAAUAUAGCUGAGCAGUGUUGAAAAGCCUGCAAGGUUUCAGUUUACAUAUCGACAGCAUAGUCACUGAUUUCUAAAUGGGCUGGUCCCGUCAUCUGAAGAUCCUGUAAAGAAUUAUUAAAAGAAAAAAAAAAUCCAUCUUUCUUUAUUUUCUUCACAUGCAACAAUUUCUUAAGCACUUUGACAUUUUGGUAGUUCCACACUAUUGAGAGAAUAAUAUAUUUAUUUUGUGACAUUGCAGAUGCCAAAUACUGUAACCUUCUCGUGCUGACAAUAUUUUGGUCCAAGAUCACUGUUCAGAUCCUGUCAUGCUUUACCAAUGAUGCAAAAUGACUUUUUUUUUUUUUUUGCAUUCUCAAUACUUAAGGGUGCGGUCAACUGUUAGUAAUUGUGCAGUAAAGCUCUGUGGUGUAUCAGCCAAUAGUUGAGUCUCAGUUGAUAUCUGUAGUGUUUACCCUAAUGAUAGCCCGUUUCAUCUCUGACCAAUGAGGGCAGGAAGCACAGGCUAAAUUACCUUGGAGUGGUCACCUGGGAGAUCCCUCCAGCGUACCUGUCAGUGAUUUAUUAUGCCUCCUGCUCUUCGGAGAAUGAAUGGGGUCCACAUAGAGGAACUUGGCCUCCCCACAGAAGCUUUUCAAAUGUUUUCUGAUAGACACAGGGAGGUCAGCUUUGUUUCACAACAAUUCUCUUCACAGAUUCUCUGUCAUGGUGUUGGGACUAUGUCUCCUGGUUUGUUUCCAUUUGUACUGCUGUAAUUCUUUGUCCUGAUCAUCCCCCUCUUUGGGUUCCCGUUUCCUUUUAUAUGCGUAUAUGAUGCUGUGAACAGAAAUAAAUUAUUUAUACAAUCAAA
Cervus elaphus (red deer) is the source of this 3545-nucleotide messenger RNA. It is a transcript of the gene ARL4C, whose product is annotated as ADP ribosylation factor like GTPase 4C. Gene Ontology annotation, molecular function: GTPase activity; GTP binding. Gene Ontology annotation, cellular component: cytoplasm. Lineage: Eukaryota; Metazoa; Chordata; Mammalia; Artiodactyla; Cervidae. The transcript has a single exon. Bases 42 to 620 code for a protein of 192 amino acids. The record is from RefSeq and is a predicted model, not a curated record. Gene Ontology annotation, biological process: endocytic recycling; intracellular protein transport.